This is a messenger RNA of Gallus gallus (chicken), 670 nucleotides long. It is a transcript of the gene ABRACL, whose product is annotated as ABRA C-terminal like. The record is from RefSeq and is a predicted model, not a curated record. Lineage: Eukaryota; Metazoa; Chordata; Aves; Galliformes; Phasianidae. Gene Ontology annotation, biological process: regulation of actin filament-based process. The coding region runs from base 74 to 319 and encodes 81 amino acids. The transcript has 3 exons.
GUGUCUUCCGGCAGCAGAGAGCGGCGGUGGGAGCGGGUGAGUGGCGGAGCCUGCUGGCGGUGGCGGGAGCACAAUGAACGUGGAACAUGAAAUUAGCCUCUUAGUUGAGGAGAUUCGACGGCUGGGGACCAAAAAUGCCGAUGGACAAGUGAGUGUGAAAUUUGGUGUGCUCUUCGCUGAUGAAAAGUGUGCCAACCUCUUUGAAGCCCUGGUGGGAACUCUUAAGGCUGCAAAACGACGAAAGAUUGUCACUUACCAAGGAGAGCUGCUUUUACAAGGUGUUCAUGACAAUGUUGAUAUCAUGCUACUGCAAGACUGAUGCAAUGUGCAUUGCAGCAGUGUUAACUGUAUUGCUGGAGACAGUGACUUCCAACAUCCUCCGAAUCAGACUGAUCAUUCUUAUGUGUUUUGAUGCAUUUUCUAUGUCUUUAUAGUUGAAAGGAAAUUUUCCUAUUUUGGAAAAACAUUCCCUUUUGUAAUUCUUCCUAAAACAGUACUGUACACCAUCAAGGUAAAAGAUGCCAGUUCUUUUUAUUUUUAUUUUUGAAUCUCAGGUAAUACUCUUAAGUGGUGGUUAUUUUCAACAUAUGAAGAAUGGAGCUGGUAUUUUAAUGUUUACAAAUCAAAACGUGCCAUGAAAGUAAAAAAUAAAGGAACACGCUUCAGUUUA